AUGAACAAGCAAAACCGCCGCGGACUACAGUUGCAGUUGUUUCCAUACAGCAGGAGUAUCGCUCAGCGAGAUACAAUGAGAUCUAUUGCGGACCAGAAGACGAAUUGGGUGGUGCAGAAGUUCGGUGGAACCAGCAUCGGCAAGUUUCCCACGAAUAUCGUCAAUGACAUUGUCAAGGUGUUUUCGCAUGACUACGGAAAGAACGUGGCGGUCGUGUGUUCCGCACGGUCCUCGUAUACCAAGUCGGAGGGUACAACCUCGCGACUACUGAUGGCGUGCGACGCGGCAGCCAGCUACGAUGAGACGUUCCAGGACAUUGUCCGGGUCAUCCGCGAAGACCACGUGGAGAAUGCAUCCCACCAUAUCAAGGACGCUGAGAUCCGCGUGCGGCUGGUUGAGCAAACCAACGACGAGCUGGACCAGGUGGAGCGCUACCUGCAGGCUUCGCAGAUCUUGGGCGAGGUGUCCAACCGUACUAUGGACUUGGUCAUGUCUGUGGGUGAAAAACUGUCCUGUUUGUUCCUCACGGCGCUAUGCGAGGACUGUGGAGUGACGGCAGAAUACGUGGACUUCUCCUCUAUCGUUCCGACCGAUUUUCGGUGUGCGGAGGGAUCACUGGAUAACAGCUUCUAUGCGCUUCUCGUGGUUGCCUUCAAGGAGCGGCUAGCGCAGAUCGUUCAAGCAAACAAGGAGGGUAAAAGAAUAGUUCCCGUGAUUACUGGGUUCUUCGGGCUACUUCCAAUGGGUCUGCUCAACGGUGUCGGGCGUGGGUAUACGGAUUUGUGUGCCGCUUUGGUUGCCGUGGCUCUCAACGCAGACGAGCUGCAGGUGUGGAAGGAGGUGGAUGGGAUUUUCACCGCAGAUCCCCGCAAGGUACCACAGGCCCGGCUUUUAGAAACAGUUACGCCAGAGGAGGCUGCCGAACUUACGUACUAUGGUUCUGAAGUCAUCCAUCCCUUCACUAUGGAGCAAGUUAUCCGCGCUAAGAUUCCAAUUCGUAUAAAGAAUGUCCAGAACCCAACCGGUGACGGCACGGUCAUCUACGCUGAUAACAUAGCCAAAAAAGGCGAGUCUACUCCUCCACAUCCGCCAAUCUCUGUAUCUUCUUCUUUCUUCGAACAGAGAAAGAGAGGCGCGACCGCCAUCACCACCAAAAAUGACAUCGUCGUUCUGAACAUACAUUCGAACAAGAAGACACUGUCGCACGGCUUUUUAGCUCAGAUCUUUACUAUCCUAGACAACUACAAAUUGAUUGUCGAUCUGAUUUCAACCAGCGAGGUCCAUGUCUCCAUGGCGUUGCCUGUUCCAGACUCGGAUUCGCAACGGAGUUUGCGCAACGCUGUUGAAGAAUUGAAAAAGCUCGGUACUGUUGACUUGAUAAAAAAGAUGGCCAUUGUGUCUCUAGUUGGUAAGCAAAUGAAGCACUUUAUCGGUAUUGCGGGCGCUAUGUUCACCACUCUAUCGGAACAAAAUAUCAACAUAGAAAUGAUCUCCCAGGGUGCAAAUGAGAUCAAUAUUUCCUGCGUUAUUGACGAGAAGAACAGCGUGCGUGCUCUCCAGUCCAUCCAUGCAAAGCUGCUUGAGCCUCUAGCACCGACUUCGUCGGGCGCUGUACUCAAUGGUCGUUUGGAACAGCUGAAAUCGCUCGACCUCUCGUGA
This is a messenger RNA of Eremothecium gossypii ATCC 10895, 1659 nucleotides long. RefSeq names its product aspartate kinase (gene HOM3). NCBI's taxonomy places the organism in Eukaryota, Fungi, Ascomycota, Saccharomycetes, Saccharomycetales, Saccharomycetaceae. Gene Ontology annotation, biological process: amino acid biosynthetic process. Gene Ontology annotation, molecular function: aspartate kinase activity. The record is from RefSeq and is marked provisional. The coding region runs from base 1 to 1659 and encodes 552 amino acids. The transcript has a single exon.